AUUUAUUUACUCAAGUAGUUUAUCUGCUUUUCCUUCAGAAUCCGAAAUCUGCAUAAUCCAGCCAAGAAGUUUAAGGUGGAGGCCAAUGCAAACCAACUGUACCUCACUGGCACCGUGGUACUUCACAGAGAUGUCAACAUUGUAGUAGUGGAGGGAGGCCCCAAAGCACAGAAGAAAUUUAAACGACUGAUGUUGAAUAGAAUCAAAUGGGAUGAGCCAAAUUCCAAGAGAGAUGAGCCUCAAGAUUCAGAUGAUGAGGGUUCCAGGAAGAAUAAUAAAUGCACACUGGUUUGGGAGGGUACAGCCAAGGAACGUAGUUAUGGGGAGGUUAAGUUUAAACAGUGUCCAACAGAAAGUAUGGCUAGGGAACAUUUUAAGAAGCAUGGCACUGAGCACUACUGGGACUUGGCUCUGAGUCAGAGUGUUCUGGAGACAACUGAUGACUGAGAAAUAGACGGAGCUCAACAGAAAAAGAAGAAUAACAAAGAAACAGUGGAGCCUGUGGCAUGUGCACCUUGCACGCAUAUUUUUUCUUUUAAAUUUUUUUUUUUUGAGAGAGUGAAGGAAGUGGAAUAGACUGAGAGAAACCUGUAUAUGUAAAUAUAGUUUGAGUGUGUAAGAGAAUGAUUGUCUUCGUACCUGGAAUACAAGUGUGCAAGGCUUAAGAACAAGACCAGAGCUGGUGUAAUGAAUAGGAUGUUAACCCUUAUGUGUACUGCAGAACUUUACAAUGCUGGAAGCUUGAAUAACAGUGGACUCUGGUUUUGUAUUUCUUGUAACAGUUUUGUAGUGUAGGCUGUGCGGUGUUUGAUCUUGUGUAAUUUCUACCUUAGAUCCAUCUGGUUUGAGUUUUGCGUAUUGUGCUCUCAACAUUUUGAUGCAGUCUUUUCAGUAAAUAAGCCUCACUCCAGAAAUAAGUUAAUUGACGCUGUGUAGUUUGUUACUGAAUGCACAAACAAGAGUAUUGGUUUCUGUAUGACACAAAACUGGUAAUUCUAGUAUGGCUAAAAAUGGAGAAAACAAAAUAGGAAACAGGAAGUUUCAGAACACAUUUUUUCUUCCAAAUUUCUUGUCAUGGAUCAAAUGUGAAAAGUGCAACUAACCAGAUGCCAAUGAUUAAAGCUAGGGGAAAAGAAAUAUCUUGCUUGUUUGUUGAUACAGGCUUGGUUCAUUUUAUGAUACAGUAUAUAAUGUAAUUUUAAGUCCUCCAGUCGAAUUCAGUGGUGGUACAACAGUAUUUGGACCAGGUAUUAUUUGUGAAGAUAAUUCAAAACUGUUUCCCAACCUUGUUCCUGUAGUACCCACAUGACCUCACAUUUGUAUAUAUCUCCCUAAUUAAACAUAUCCAUUUCAACUUAUCAGUUAAGACUUUAAAACUCCAAGGGGACAAGGGAGGUAUCCGUUGACACCCUUGACUCCUUGAUUUUGUCUUAAGGGAGCAGGUUAUACCAAUAUGUAUGCUUCAAGCUGCUAUAGCUAUUAAAAUGCAAAUAGUUGUCACAGCAGAUGCCA
Messenger RNA from Sinocyclocheilus grahami, 1512 nucleotides. Its product is annotated as U4/U6 small nuclear ribonucleoprotein Prp3-like. Gene Ontology annotation, biological process: mRNA splicing, via spliceosome. Bases 190 to 447 code for a protein of 85 amino acids. The record is from RefSeq and is a predicted model, not a curated record. NCBI's taxonomy places the organism in Eukaryota, Metazoa, Chordata, Actinopteri, Cypriniformes, Cyprinidae. Gene Ontology annotation, cellular component: U4/U6 x U5 tri-snRNP complex. The transcript has 4 exons.